This is a messenger RNA of Penicillium soppii, 1185 nucleotides long. RefSeq names its product Aldolase-type TIM barrel. The transcript has 2 exons. The record is from RefSeq and is a predicted model, not a curated record. NCBI's taxonomy places the organism in Eukaryota, Fungi, Ascomycota, Eurotiomycetes, Eurotiales, Aspergillaceae. The coding region runs from base 1 to 1185 and encodes 394 amino acids. Gene Ontology annotation, molecular function: oxidoreductase activity; FMN binding.
AUGGUAAACAACACCCCUCAUCCUUCUCUGUGUGUCGCUACGACGGACUUCGAAAAGGUCGCAAAGGAUGUUCUCUCGGAAAAGUCAUGGGUAUAUGCAUCAAGCUCAGCGGCUACGGGUCUCUCAAUGAAAUCCAAUCUGGAAGAUUGGUCUCUGAUCAACUUUCGCCCCCGGAUCUUGAGAAAAGUCGACAAAAUGGACACCAGAAGGUCCAUUUUGGGACACACCUCGCAAUUCCCAUUCUUCGUCUCUGCAAUGGGUACCCUGGGUAGCUCACACCCAGGUGCUGAGCCUUUGCUUGUACGGGGAGCAACCCGUAAAGGAAUGCAUACUAUGAUCAGCACGGCAUCUACAAAGCCCUUGGAAGAAAUCAUGGACGCCUACCGAGACGAACAAAAGCUACUUAACAACCAAAGCCCCUCCAACUUGUCAUUCCAGCUUUAUGUACCUGAAGAUCGGACAAGAGCCAAGUCUCUCAUUCAAAGAGUCAAGGCUGCCGGGUACCAAAGUCUGUGGGUCACGGUUGACACUUCAACACUUGGCAAACGUACUGCAGAUCGUUACCUCCAGGCACAGGAAAACCUCGAUGCAAGCCAGACAGGAAAUGCGAGAGAAAGCCAUGACGAAAACGACUUCGCACCAGCAUUUGGAGGUCGCCAGGUUCCUGGUUCGGUAGAUGCUGGACUUACUUGGGAGGAUCUGGACUGGAUCGCCAAAGAGUGGAAUGGGCCCCUCGUUCUCAAAGGAAUCCAAAGUGUUGAGGAUGUGAAACUGGCUGUUCAACAUGGUGUACAGGGUAUUCUUCUGAGCAACCAUGGCGGCAGACAGAUCCAUUCUGCCCCAAGUUCAUUGACAACGCUCCUGGAAAUCCGCAAGUACUACCCCGAAGCUUUCGAUAAGAUCCAGGUAUUUGUUGAUGGAGGUCUUCGCGAUGGAGCCGAUGUCCUGAAGGCAUUGUGUCUUGGAGCCACUGCCGUGGGAGUUGGCCGGCCCUUUUACUAUGCUCUUGCAGCAUACGGUGCGGAAGGAGUGGAAAGGUGUACAGACAUCCUCGCCGAAGAAGUUGAGAUUACCAUGAAGAUGCUUGGAGUUUCUUCCCUGGAUCAACUCCGACCAGAAAUGGUCAACACGAGUCGAUUAGAGAAUGAAAUGUGGCGACCGACAUUUGAAAAAGCCAAGUUGUGA